This is a messenger RNA of Pieris rapae (cabbage white), 3273 nucleotides long. RefSeq names its product homeobox protein abdominal-B (gene Abd-b). Gene Ontology annotation, molecular function: DNA-binding transcription factor activity, RNA polymerase II-specific; RNA polymerase II cis-regulatory region sequence-specific DNA binding. Gene Ontology annotation, cellular component: nucleus. The record is from RefSeq and is a predicted model, not a curated record. Lineage: Eukaryota; Metazoa; Arthropoda; Insecta; Lepidoptera; Pieridae. Gene Ontology annotation, biological process: regulation of transcription by RNA polymerase II; proximal/distal pattern formation; anterior/posterior pattern specification. The transcript has 6 exons. The coding region runs from base 348 to 1409 and encodes 353 amino acids.
GCGGUGCUCGUCGCGCUCAGGCGCACGCCGGACCAAGAUGGCGACGCUAUCAAUACAAUAAGUUCGAAAUUCAAAUGUGAAGGCUCUAAAUAGAAGUUCCAUUAGCUUCGUUAUCGAAAGUGCUUGAGAACAUUUUCAAGAGCAUGUUAAUACCCUCCAUGGUUAUGACUCAGAUAUGGUUAUGUGUUUUAUUUUAUGGAGAUGCACAAUAUUCAUGUGAUGCCAAGAUGGUUUAAACGGAAAAGCAAAACUACGCUGGAACGUGUUUUAUUAGGCGUGUAGGCGGUAAGGCUCGGGCGCGGCUACUCGCGGUCGACCCUUACUAACAGGUGAGGAGGCGACGCCACAUGAACAUGAUACUAAGGUUACAGUGCCCGUUCACGCAGACAUCGCUUGCUAGUUUACGACAAGCGCCCGCCUCCGGGCACUCCGCCGGGCCGGCCUGGUGGACCAUGAUGAACGGCGUCGGCGGCACGCUCUACGAAGAGCCGCAUCCCUCGCCCCCAGGGGGCUCACCUCCGGCCGCCCCUGCAGCAGCUCCGCCGUCUGCAUCCAGCGCCUCCCCGGCUUCGGUUGGUUCUAACCCGCCCCAGCCCUUGCACAUACCGGCUAAGCGCUAUGAGCCCGAGCCUGGUGUUAUAAGGCACGCUCAGCAGUCAUGGGGAUAUCCACCAGAUGCGGCUGCAUCUUUCGAGCACCAGUACCCGGCUGGGCCUACUUAUUAUAAUUUACCAGUUGAGAGAGAACGCAAGUCCGCUUUACCCUUCUGGCCUGCGAGUGGAGGAGACUAUAAACCCUACGCUGAUGGCUGUCAUCAAGGUUUUUCGCAGCCUUGCUGGAAUUACCCUUACGGGACCCCGCGGAGUGACCAGCCCCUUCCUUACGUCGGUGGAGAAGAACGUCGAGCUACCGUCUCCGAGGCUUCCGGGUUCUCCCAUGAUGCCUAUGGUCUGCGAAACUACGCACCUGAUUCUGUAUCGAGUGGACCAUAUCCUCCUCCGAGCGGGUUACCAGGCUCGCUGUCGAUGUCUGUCGGUGUCGGCGUAGGCUGUGGGUCCUCAAAUCCACUGGACUGGACCGGUCAAGUAACCGUGCGGAAAAAACGCAAGCCAUAUUCAAAGUUCCAAACCCUUGAAUUAGAAAAAGAGUUCCUUUUUAAUGCAUACGUGUCGAAGCAGAAGAGAUGGGAGCUCGCACGAAACCUAAACUUGACGGAGCGGCAGGUGAAAAUAUGGUUUCAGAACAGACGAAUGAAGAACAAGAAGAAUUCGCAGAGGCAAGCUGCGCAGGCGGCACAGAAUAAUAACAAUAACUCGAAUGCCAAUAACCACAACCACCACGGGGGACACCACCACCCGGCACACCACGUGGCCUUGCACCACGCGGCACCAGCCAAACACCAUCAGUGACCCGCGCCCUUCUCUGGGACUUACCCCCUUCACCAUGGUAUAGCCAGCUAAAUCCGCGGAAGGCCCAGUUGAGAAAGACUCAGUGUGUUGUGUGCGAUGCUCGUACUUUAGGUUUGACGUCCAAUGCUUGUUACCGAGUAGAUUGCUGUACCGUGACGUACGUAAUCGGACGCUAAGCCGGCCAGAUGCCGGUGCGCCGCGAGUCCCAGAGAAUCUCAUAGUAAGAUAAUCAUUGUGUUGUCGAUUUGUGUAUAGUAUUAAUUACGAAAUGUUCUUGUAAUUUUAACGAUUUAAGUGUAUGAGUAGUUACGAUUCCUGAUAUUGUUAGAAGCUUAGAUUAGUGCAGAUGUAUUUGGAAAUUAUUUAAGUAUCAAUCGAACGAUUUCUAGUUAGUUUUAUUGAACGACAUUUGUAUAAUAUAUGUGAGACUGCUUUAUUGUUGUAUUCUUAUCAUUGUUCGGAAAGUGGUUGUCUGAAUCAGUUACAUUUAUUUUCGUUACCAAAUUGUUGAAUUACUGGGUUGCUUUUGUGACAGUUACUGAUAUUUUUGUACUGCAAUAUGGAAGUAGAGUUAUUUGUGAGAGAGCAGCCAUUUAGUCAAUUAAGUACCUUAUUAUCACAACGACUCUAUUCCCUUAUAACUUGUAAACGUAUUCGAAAGCAAACACUUUGAUCAAAUAUUUAUUACUGUUUAAUUUCGUCAUUUUGUUAUUUUAAAUUAUGGAUUUCUGAAAAAGCUUUAACUCGGUUCCAGUAGUUAUACAUUAAGUUACUGUUAUUUGAAAAUAUUGAAGUUGAUGUUAUAAUCAAUAUAAUUAGGUAAAAUGGGCGAGUGCAUUAUAUUGUCCUCUCGUGUACUGUUCGCUUAAGCCGAUCUGCAAUUUUUUGUUUUAGAUAUUUUAUUAUUUAUUUAUACAAUUGUACUAUGCAGUCUAAUUUUAUAAUUAUUGUAUCUUGCUCUACAUCGAAUAAAAUAGAAUUUGUACAGUUAUUAGAGAUAUAAUAAGUAUCACCUAUGACAAAAGUCAUACCAGUUAGAUUGUCAAUGUAUUUAGCUACUUACAUCUUUCCUAUUUUAUCGUAUAUCUAUUAAAUGUUCUAUCGUAAACUUUGUAGUUCGCUAAAUCUUGUUCUAGACAUAGGUGUUUUGUACAAUAUGGCGACCUCAUCUAGGUGACCGAAUUUCUACGUACAAGGCAUCUUUUAAAUAUUAAAAGGUAUUACAACACUUAUAACCACAUCUUAUAUUAUUAAACAAUGAUAAAUGAAGUAGGUUCCGCUGAGUAGCGCCUGUUUCAUGAUCCUUAUAACGACCUUAUGAACUAGGUGUGGUUAUGAUGUAUAAUCUUUGACGUGUCGAUUUUGUAGUCUCUGAUUAGGGGUAUUGAAAAGCAAAUUAUGAUUAUAUGGCAACAAUUUUAACACAAGUAGAGAUGUAGUUUUUACUCGUAACUAGUUUUUGAUUUACCUAUGUAUUAUCUGAAAUUACUACAUUAAAAAUAACAAUGAAAUACACCCAAAUAGAUAGAUACAUAUUCUCUAUAGUGUUUUUAAGACAACCAUACACAAUGCUCUUGUUUAGCUAUUAUAUUGAAUUUCACUAAAUCUAUAGAAUAAUUUCUUUUCGCAAGAAUUAUUGCUUUUCAUAUAUUCCUAAUACAUGUAAAAUAUCUCAGUAGCAGUUCAAGAUUAACCGUUCUUGAUAACAUUGUACAGAUAAAUUAAUUUAGUUAUUUAAUCACGCCCAAAAGUGUGAGAUUUUGAUAAGUAACGAUGUAUAAUAAUAAAAAAUGAAUGUUCUCGACAGUAUGACGAAUUUAGAAAAGAAUGUAUGAAAGGAAAAAAUUAAAUAUUUCGUCGUGUC